This is a messenger RNA of Penicillium malachiteum, 279 nucleotides long. RefSeq lists its product as uncharacterized. The record is from RefSeq and is a predicted model, not a curated record. The coding region runs from base 1 to 279 and encodes 92 amino acids. NCBI's taxonomy places the organism in Eukaryota, Fungi, Ascomycota, Eurotiomycetes, Eurotiales, Aspergillaceae. The transcript is spliced from 2 exons.
AUGAAGUACACUUUCAUUUUCUCGGCUCUCUUCGCCGCUGCUUUCGCUUUGCCCACCACUGAGGGCGACCUCGGCAAGCCUACCUGCGACAGCCACGAGACUGUUGUCUGCAGCGACAACGGAAACGGCGGUCUGUUGAGUCUCGGCAACAUCCUCACCGGCCUCCUGGGCGAGAGCUGCUCCGGCGGUGACGUCUACUGCUGCUCUUCAAACGAUGUCCAGAACGGUCUCAUCAACCUGAACUUGGACUUGCAGUGCAGUCUCAACCACUUGCUGUAA